UUGCGCGCGAAAUGGAAAAAGUGUAAACAACGAAAACUUGGAAAACAGUCUAGUUAUUCAAAUGGAACAAAGCAUUCACACGGAAUCGGGUAACAUUCAUUCAGAUGAAUUGAAACUGGAAGACAAAAGUGAUAAAGCAGAUUCAGGAAUGGACGAGGAUAGUCAGCCAUUUAAUGAACAAGGUAAUGAUGAUGACGAUGAAGAGGAAAUUGUCACAAGGAAACCAAGAACAAAGAAAGCUAUAUUUGAUGAUGAAGAUGAUGAAGACAGUAAAGAGUCCAACAAAGAGGAGAGAGGCGAAAAUGCAGAAUUGGUACCAGCUUCUACUUUAAAGACAGCAGAUGAAGUCCUUGAUGCUGUUAUGAAUGAUGAAUCAGGAUCAGAACAUAACGAUGAUUCCAGUAGUGAUGAAGAUGAUCAUGAACCCUUGUCGUCAACCAUAAAGAAAAGGAAAAAGAUUGUAAAAACAAGUAUAGAUUCAGACAGUGAAGAAGAUGCAGAUAAAAAAGAAACUGGUAACAGUCCUGCAGUUAUAAAGACAAAGUCUAUAUUUGGUAAUAGUGAUCUGUUUGAUGCAGAGGAAGAUAGCAACAGUGCAGCAAGGAACAGUGGUGAGGACACAGCCUCUGACAGUAAUAAUGAAGGAGGUGAUGAUGAAGGAUUUGAUGAAUCAGCAAUUGACCCGAAAUUAUUAAAAAAGCUUAAAAUGGGAGCUUCCAAAAAGGCAACAAUGUCAAAGAAAAAGAUUGAGCAGGAAGACAAAUUAAAACUACACAGUGAAACUCAAAGAAUCAUCAGAGAAUCAAGAGUCAAUAUACCAUACCAUCAGCCUGAACCUAAGCGUUUACAAGACUUUUUAGCAAGAGCUACGAAUAAGCAACAGCAGUAUAGGAGUUUACGAGGGACCAGGGACUCAUUGAAGGCCAAAGCAAUUGAAGAAAUACUAACUAAGGCUAAAUUGUCAUCCAAGAAAGAGGAUAUUACUGUCCAAAAGGAUGAUAAUGUGACAUUGAUUGAUAAACCAGUUAAUAGUGACGAUAAAGAUGCUGUUUCUACAGAAAGACUUAAUGACCAAAAUGAAAAACCUGAUGGAGAGGAAAAACUGUCUCAAAAACAGACUGGAACUACAGAAUCAUUGACAAGUCAAAAAGAUGAUGAUUGUGACAGUCUACCAGAUAUAACUGAUCAUGUGACUAGUGAUAAAAUGGAUUUAGAUGAAUCAGUAGAAGAAAACAAAAGUGCUGCAAUUUGUACAGAUUCUAUAAAUAACACAGAUUGUGAUAAAAUUGAAAGUGAAAGUAAACCGUCCAGUGAUUCUGUGUGUGAGGAGGCAGUUGAAAAUACUGCUAGUGUUAAAUUGGACAGUGAAAAUAAGGAGAACGAAUGCUCAGAAACUUUAGAAGAUCACAGUAAAAAUUUGCCAAAACCUUUAAAUAAAAAAUUAGCAAUAUUAGCAGAACUACCCUCUCUUCCUAAACUAAGUGUAGGCCCAGAAGACAUUAUAGAUUUAGAGGUGAAUAAUGUACAACCUAAAAAUCCUGGUGUUAAUAAACUGAUGGACAGAUUUAUGGCACAUGCAAAGAAAAAACACAAACAUGUACAGAAAGAUGUGGAACUAAGUGUUAUACAUAAAGAAAAAACAGAAGCUGACAAAGAAGAAUUAAAAUUAAACACAUUUGUCUAUCAUGUUGAGGAGAAGGAAGAUUCCAUGAGUCAGUUUGAUGCUCCAGGAGCGAAACUAGUAGCAUUGAAAGAGAAACUACAGCAAAAAAUGAAGGUUAAGAGAGAAGAGCAUAGGAAACAAAGACAGGAGAUAUUUGACCUUGAUAAUGAGGAAGGUUAUGCAGAUGAUGGAGAAGACAAAGUGUUGGAUGACGAUGAAGAAAUGACUGAUCAGUCGGAUACAGAUGUAGAAGACGAUCAAUUUGAUGAGGAAUUUGGCGAUGAAGAAUAUGAGGGCGACGAAGAAGACAAAAAAGAGAAAAACCCGUUCUGUGAUGAUGAGGCUGAAGUAGAUGAUGAUGAAGAUGAAUCUGAAUUCAGACUACAUAUGUCUGAUAGUGAAGAUGGCAAUGAUGGAGAUGAAGAGAAUGAGGAUGAAAAUGGAAAAGAAGAAAAUAGUGAUGAUGAAGAUGAUAUUAUAAAAUCAAACAAGCCAUCUUCUCUGAAAAAGAAACCAAGAGUUCUACAUAUAAGUGAUGAUGAAGAAAGCAAACAGUCAGCACCAGCUAAUGUUGAGGACAGUCAGCAGUCGGCAGAAUUAAAUAGUGAUCAUAAUAAAGAAAGUAACAAAGAACAAAAAUGUAAUGAGUCUAUAGAAGAGGAAGCUUUUACACCAUUUUCCAAACAUUUAUCAGGAUUGGACAAUACCCAGCAGCCAUUAAAGAAAAGUCUAUCAUUGCCAAUAGAAGAAUCUCAGGAUCUAUAUGGAAAGAACAGUGCUACCCAGGGAAAUAACUUUUACAUAGAGGAAUCACAAAUGUUGGAUGCUGAUGGAUUUUUGAAAUUUGGAUCUGAGAAAAAACCACAGCAGUCAAGAUCAGAUUCACCCAACUUUAAAAACUUAAUACAGAGCCAAGAUACUGGUGACAUGGAUGAAUUGCUGGGUCUAUGCUCAGGACGAUUUGCAGAUGAUGACAAAAGAACACCAUCCUGCAAGAACUUAUUUGGAUUAAACUCACAAACAGCACCUGACAGUACACAGGGUAACAUGGAGGAACUAUUAGGAUUAUGCUCAGGGAAAUUUGUCUCAAAUACACAAGCCACACAGAAGCCGUCAAGGAUCAAACGCAAGGCUGACUUUGAUGAGGACAGCAAUUCAUCAUUGCAGAUGGUUAGUGAGGCUGAGGAAGAGGAGUUUGAUGAAAAACAGAAGAAAACCUUCAGCGAUGAUGAACCAGAUAAUGAAGAUGGUGAUACUAAUUCAGUUCAUUCAGAAGAAAACAUUCGUCCAUUUAAAGGAUUGGUUUCUGGAAAGACAGGAAAAAUCCGGAAAGAGUUUGUGGAUGAGGAGGCAGAAUUGUCAGGUAGUGAAUAUGACAGUGACGAGAAUGUAGAUCUAGCAGAGGAAGAUGAUAUAAUGGAAGCAGAAUUAGGUGAUGCUGAUGUCACAGCUACAGAAGAUGAACUUAGAGACCAAGUUGGUAGAGCUCAUUUGAAGCAGUUGAUAGAUGAUGACAAACGUGAAUUAAUGAGAUUCCAGGAAAUGUACCUCCCUGAUGGAGAUUUACACUCAGAUGCUGGCAGACUGAGGAGGUUUAAGUGGAGUAAUAUUGAUGAUGACACACAGCAGGAUAUGUUCUAUGACCAGUCUGAUGAAGAGAAAGAAGAUGAAGAAGGGGAAGAGGCAAAAUGGAGAAAAGACAGAUUUGAAAGAGAAAAAUGGCUUCAGGAACAGCAGAUGGAGAAUGAAAAAGCUGAAGAUGAAGAUAGUCAGUUCUUGAAAUUGGGGAAAGUAUUUUUAAAGAGAAGAGAUUCUGAUUCAACUUUGUUAAAGAAACCAGAACCUGUUCCUGCUAAAACAGGGAAGCAGUCCACAGCAUUACCUGUCCCAAAAUUAUCAUCUAGUCAAAGAAGAGGAUCAUUUUUGUGCAGAGAUAAGGAUACUCUAGCAAAGAUUGCUAACAUGGCAAAACCAACAGUUAAUCCUUCAGGUGCCAGGAGUUCUGGGAAAUUUACCUUCCAAGUGAUAUCCCCUGAUAAAGAUUCUCAGGCAAUGCCUGCACCUGCAGAACCUAAAGUCAAGAGAUCCACUAGCAUGCAACCACCUUCAAAGAAACCAAGAUUAGAACGAAGUGCUUCAUUUUCACAGAGUAGCAUAUUUAACCAUUUGUAAGGUUCAGUUCUAAAUGCAAAGAUCUCUUGAUGUGCUUUGGAAGACAUUAUAAGCAGUUCGACU
Messenger RNA from Mytilus californianus (California mussel), 3898 nucleotides. RefSeq names its product claspin-like. NCBI's taxonomy places the organism in Eukaryota, Metazoa, Mollusca, Bivalvia, Mytilida, Mytilidae. The record is from RefSeq and is a predicted model, not a curated record. Gene Ontology annotation, molecular function: anaphase-promoting complex binding. The coding region runs from base 62 to 3835 and encodes 1257 amino acids. Gene Ontology annotation, biological process: activation of protein kinase activity; mitotic DNA replication checkpoint signaling; mitotic G2 DNA damage checkpoint signaling. The transcript is spliced from 32 exons.